This is a messenger RNA of Laccaria bicolor S238N-H82, 2685 nucleotides long. RefSeq lists its product as uncharacterized. Gene Ontology annotation, biological process: cell redox homeostasis. Gene Ontology annotation, molecular function: protein binding. Lineage: Eukaryota; Fungi; Basidiomycota; Agaricomycetes; Agaricales; Hydnangiaceae. The coding region runs from base 1 to 2685 and encodes 894 amino acids. Gene Ontology annotation, cellular component: mitochondrion; cytosol. The record is from RefSeq and is a predicted model, not a curated record. The transcript has 8 exons.
AUGCUACAUUCCAUCUACGAUCUCACCACAUUUUGUAGGAAGACGACAGGAAAUGUGCCCGCAAAACUUGUUGGUGCAUCCACGACGGUUGUAGGCUCAAAGAUGUACCUUUUUGGGGGCAGACUAGUCACCGAACGAAGAAUGGUGAAUGAUCUAUACAUCUUUGAUUUGGACACCUUCGUAUGGGAGAGAAUUCCACCGUUAGCCGAAGAUGAUGUCCCUAGAGCGCGUUACUUUCAUAGUGCCGAUACUUGGAACAAUCAACUGGUUGUGUUUGGCGGAAUGAGCAAUCAGCCUGACUCCCCCAACCCCGACGAGCUCUGUGUAUUGAACGACGUCCGCUUCUUCGACAUUCCUACGCGACGCUGGCUACCGGAUUUACACGGCUCCAUCUCUUCUCCAGAAAAUCUCAUACCACGCGCUCGAUACGCUCACUUAUCCUCUGUAACCUCCGAUCGUUUAUUCAUUAUCGGUGGCCAAGAUUUUUUCAAUACAUGGUUGGACGAUGUUUGCGUUUACGACCUUUUUGCCAAAACCUGGGUGCAACGGCGCGAUUACCCUCGACAUUGCGGAACAUACCGCAGCGUAGCUGUUUCAUCUCAAUCUAUCAUCCGUUCACCCCAGGAGGAAGUACAGGCCUCGCUGUCGACCUCCACUAUCGGCCCUCCUGGGACCCGCUUUCAUUCUGGGAAAGCAAAUAACCCUACUCCGGAUGUGACACCUUCUGAAGGUUUGGUCCAUCUCCCAUAUUCAGCUGCCCCGACGGAAGAUCAUCCCAGCGAUAUCUACCUUUACAGCAAUUAUAAUUUUACUGAUGUCAAACGUGAACUUGAAGUUUUUUCCCCCUUACCUGAUGUCGACUUCACAAUACAAGACCGUUCGACCGCAAUGACGGGCUCAACGUUCCCUCCUGGACUACGUUUUCCCACUGGAGCAAUUUUGGGCAAUCAUUUAAUCAUCGCAGGUACUUAUCUGGCCCACAGCUACCAGUCUUUUUCGAUAUGGGUCUUGGACUUGAAUGCGAUGACUUGGUCACGCAUCGAUCCCGGGAAAGCCGUGGAAACUGGUUCUUGGUUUCGCGGUUGUUUGUGGCCAGAGGCAAACAAGUUCCUUAUUUUCGGAAAUCGCAACGGUAACCUUGUUGAUGACUACAAUCGUCGACUUCUCAGUUGGGAUAACGUCGCAGUUGUAGAUCUUGAAGCUUUUGGUAUAUAUCAAGCCCCUCCUUUAAAGCUUGAUCUCCGCAUGCAGGAACUUGGGCUGGCCGCGCUCGAAGAAAGCGUAUUAACGGACUUUGAAAUAAUUUGCGAUGAUGGUCGUAAAAUCCCCUGCUCGCGAAAGAUUUUGGAAGAGCGCUGGCCAUGGUUCAAAGAAAAAAAGAAACAACUGUUGAAAACUGCCGACUCAACACUCCAAACUCUGCCCACUUCGGCUAUGCAUGUUCCGCUUCCCGAAACGGCAGGACCAGUUGGCCAGCCACGAGCUGACCCUCGUUUAACGCCUCGCUCCUUCCGUCUUUCUGAAUCUUAUCCCGUUACCUUGGCUUUGCUGCAAUAUUUUUAUUCACUAGCCCUCAUUACUCCCCUACAACACGCACCCACCGUUUUGAGCCAGCUCUUGGUUUUAUCCACUAAUUACCGCAUCUCGCAUCUAGAGGCUUUGGUGAAGCAUGCGAUGCACAGGGCCCUCUCCAACUCCACAUCUGUGGGCGUAUAUGAAGUAGCGACCUUGUGCGGUUGUCGUAGUUUACAAAUCCGAGCAUUAAAGACUGUUAUGUCUUAUACCCAGAAGCGCCCUUCUCGAUCGAAAGGAGAAAAAGAUGGUGGGGGUAGCGGUCGACCGCCAGAUGCUGGUGGAUCUUCCCAGGAUGGUUCCGCAGGUGGACGCCCUUCAAACAAUUCCAGGUAUAUUUCACGACCACGUGGAACAUCAGACGCGAAGUGGCGGACGUUGACUGAUAAUGGAGCAAGUAGUUCAGGAUAUAAUUCCCGAAGAAGUGAUCCGCAAGUACUAAUAUCCCCUCCUUCAGUGGUCACCAUCCCUUCCAACGAGCAGGUGCACCCACAACAUCCCAUCUUGGCGGGUGAAAUUUUUGGACUGACGAUCAAGAAGCAACCUAUUCUAAACCCGACUAGCCAAGAGCCUGUAGGGAAUAUUUUCCCCCAAACAGCGUCGCAGGACCGUUCCCUUUCUACACCGUCUUCCCCUGCCCCAGAACCUGGUGGUCUGUCUACCAAUAGUAGUACAGACCUUCCUGGACGUGGACAAGCCCGCCUCGAAGCUUACCCAACUACCUUGCCUUUUGUACCUUUCCAUCUUCCUAGACCACGCCCGCCUCUCAUUGAAAUAGACAGCACCGAUAAUAUUUCAUCAGCUCAAUCAAAUGAGGGGGCCUCGCCCCUCACACCCUCCUCUCCAUCCCUUGAUGAUACUGAUUCCGCUGCUCAAAUUCUUAUCCCCAUCAUCGUUCAAAAAGGAACAAGCUUCCAAAAGGCCCUAACUGAGCCUUCCGUUGUCUCGCUCAAGCUCUCAUCCCUGUCUCCGUUGUCGCCUUCAUGGGUGAAAGCGGCGACCAACCGUUCUCCUGGAAAAAGGAAGACGGACGCACGUCCUACCUCAAAUAAAACCCUUGUUCGAGAUGUUCAAACCUUCGCCACCCGACCCAAGUUAGUGUCAUUAAAUUGA